AUGCAAGCACAGAAAAGCUACAUGCAUGUGCAUGUAAUAUUGCUCUUGUGUAAUUGUAGAUCAUGGUGGGGAAAGACACUGGCCGUCCACGUGGUUUUGGGUUUAUUGCAUGCAGUUAUCGCCGAGGAGCUGAUGAGGGAGUUAGGUGAUAGGGUGAUAUCGGUGAACAAGGCUGAGCCCAAGGGUGGGGGAGAUGAUGUUGAUGUAGACCAUCUUCAUUACAGGGGAGGCUAUCCAUCCCGAGGAAAGGGAAGCCAUGGAGGAGGAGCUGCUUUAGAUGACUACAGAGACCGCUUUGAGGGUGGAGACAAGUAUGAAACUGAUGAUCUUUAUACAGUUGAGAGGUUUACGCCGUUUGGUGGGAUACCUGAACACCAUCAUCAUCUUGAGGAUAAUUAUGACAAGAGAGAUAGAGGCUUUGACAGAGACACAUACACAAGGGGUGCAAGUGAUUGGUAUGUAUCUAUGGGACCGUUAAGUGAUGAGGGAAGAGCCUAUAGGAGCAGACUGGGUCCUUAUGACCGUCCUAGCCGAGCUUAA
Brassica oleracea var. oleracea is the source of this 540-nucleotide messenger RNA. RefSeq names its product glycine-rich RNA-binding protein RZ1B-like. The record is from RefSeq and is a predicted model, not a curated record. Bases 1 to 540 code for a protein of 179 amino acids. The transcript is spliced from 3 exons. NCBI's taxonomy places the organism in Eukaryota, Viridiplantae, Streptophyta, Magnoliopsida, Brassicales, Brassicaceae.